Onthophagus taurus is the source of this 3744-nucleotide messenger RNA. RefSeq names its product Ubiquitination factor E4B (gene Ube4B). Gene Ontology annotation, cellular component: ubiquitin ligase complex; nucleus; cytoplasm. Lineage: Eukaryota; Metazoa; Arthropoda; Insecta; Coleoptera; Scarabaeidae. The record is from RefSeq and is a predicted model, not a curated record. Gene Ontology annotation, biological process: protein polyubiquitination; ubiquitin-dependent protein catabolic process; ERAD pathway. Gene Ontology annotation, molecular function: ubiquitin-ubiquitin ligase activity.
UACCAUCAGCUGUAAGGUGACUGACUUUCGUGACGUUCAUUGUUGUUUUGUGCGUUUUCACCUCAAAUUUUCGCCUUCGUGUUCACGUCUUUGUCCGCAGAUAGAAUUUAAACAGUCACCGGAUCGAAUCACGACGAGAAUAUGAGCGAAUUAACACAAGAAGAGAUACGUCGGAGGCGUUUAGCACGACUUGGUGGGUUUACCCCGUCGCCAUCGGGGUCUGUAUCGCCCCCGAUAACCCCACUUUCACAAAGCCCUGGUAUUCGAACCGAUAGCAUUGAUUCGGAAAUCGUUCGAUCCCCAACUGAUGGUCCUGAGGGGUCUAAGGAGUCUUCUGAAGAACAUAUAUUUCAAGUUCCAAGUAAACCCAUCGAUAUUAAUGCACCGUCGGGUUCAAAACAACGCUCCAGGCCUCCACCCCCUCAACGAAGCGAUUCCGACACGAGUUCUACACAUAUGGAGGUUGAUGAGGUUGGGGGAUGUGGUGAUAAAACCGUUUUGAACACCGAUUUUGAUUCAGGGAUUGAAAAUAUGGAGGUAGAUGAUUCCGAUUCAAGAAAAGAGUUAAAUCGAAAUCGCAAUUCAUCAACGGAAGCGACAGAAACUACAGACGAUCAAUUACAAUCAACAAUAUCCCGCGUGUUGCUCGUGUCAUUCAAUGAUACGACGAAUACGAAUAAGUUUUUCGUUUUAAAAACUAUCGAAAUUAACGGUAAUUACGAAGAUUUAAUUUCGCGCUCGCUCACGGAAGUGUUAUUUGAAUUUAUCGAGAACGAAGAACUCUUUAGUGAUUGUACACCGAUGAACAAUAAUGAGUUAUUAACGGAAAAUUUAGAUUUAGAUAAAACCGAAACGAAAAAGUCGUCGUACGGUGAUCGUACAUUAAAGUAUUUAACCGAAUGUUAUAACAGAGUCGGUAUAGAAGAGAGGAAUAACCCGAAAAGAUCUAGUUUCGGUUUGUUUUCUGAGGUGUUAUCGGAAUUAAGAAAACAAAUUAUUCAUUUUACAUCGUUGGUUUUUAGAAACGGAAUCGUUUCAAUAGAAUCGGAACAAAAAAACGCUUUAUUCGAGAUGAUUUUGAAUCAAAAUUUACCACGCGGUUUUUUGAGCGAAUUAAUAAUCAACAAUCAGCGUAACUUGGACGAUUUCGAAACGAUUUUUACCCCGGUUUUGAUAAAGUUAUUCGAAACGAUGCAAUCGGUGAGUAUCGUAGGGAACGAACAUCGGAAACCUUUGCAAGCUUUAAACGAAUUAAUCGACAUCCGUUGUGGUCACCGCCCGAUUUGCAAUUUGAUUUUAAAGUUAAAUUUUUUACCGGAAAUUUGUACGAAAUCACUUGGGAAGGAGUUAACUCGAACGUCGUUUUUUGGGCCUUUUUUGAAUUUGUCGAUUUUCGCUGAGGAUGAACCCAAAGUUCCCGAAAAAUUAUUUUCAUCAACCAACGAUAAAUCAUUAAACCAAACGUUACAACUAGAACUUGAAACGAUUCGACAAACACUUCAUAAAAUCCUACACAAUACAUUAGCGAACCCAUUAACGCGAGAUCCCACCAUAAAAUACAUCUCAACUUUAAUAAAAAACAACGAAAAACGCUCACAAAUACAAAUCGAAGAAAAUAUAAUCUCUGGAGACGGAUUUAUGUUAAAUUUAUUAAGCGUUUUGCAACUACUUUCGGUUAAAAUCAAAUUAAACAACGUCGAUUCAUAUUAUCCGUUCCACCCCAAGACUUUAAUCGAUAUCAAAACUUCCACAAAACUAUGUUUUACCACCCAACAAACCGACGAUUGGAUAGAAACCCUCGUAAAACAAAACCACCAAUUCGCCGAUCCGAAAUUCUCAACGCAAUGUUGGUUUUUAACGCUACACUGUCAUCAUUUCGCGUUACUUCCGGCUGUUAUGAAACAUCAGAGGCGAUUAAGAAUCAUACGGGAACUCCAAAAAUUAUUAGACGAAACCGUUGCGGCCGAACAACAAUGGAAAAGUACACCAAUGGCGCAAAGAAAUCGCGGAUUAGUAAGGAAAUGGAGACAUCAAUUAAAAAAAUUAAAUAGGUCGAAAUCAUGCGCUGAAACAGCCUUAUUAGAUAAAAACUUGAUUAGGAGGUCGCUUAUUUUUUAUACGAGUGUCUCUGAGUAUCUUUUGGCUGCGCUAACGGGGCCGGAAAAGACGAGAGUUAUCGUUUAUUCGAGUAUUAGCGACUACCUUUUAAAUGGGAUAACUACAGGGUCAGGUGUGGAACUUCCUAUUAAUGAGACACCCGCGUUAUUUUCUGCGUUGCCGGAGUGGUAUGUGGAAGAUAUUGCAGAGUUCCUUCUUUUUGCAUUACAAUACGUUCCAAAUGUCGUCUCAGAAAACACCGACAAUUCAUUAAUAACGUUCCUAUUAACGAUCAUCUGUUCCUCAUCAAGUGUAAAAAAUCCUUAUUUAACAGCAAAAAUCGUCGAAGUCAUCUUCAUGAUAACAUUAUCAGUAAAUAAAUCAACCGAAAUUCUUUACUCAAGAGUUUUAAAUCACACACUGUCCCAAUCGAAUUUACCAAGCGCUUUGAUGCGUUUUUACACCGACGUUGAAACAACCGGAUCCUCAUCAGAAUUUUACGACAAAUUUUCGAUCCGUUAUCACAUCAGCUUAAUAAUGAAAGGAAUGUGGAAAUCUCCAAUCCACCGGCAAACAAUUAUCAACGAAUCGCGAACCGGCAAACAAUUUGUGAAAUUUGUUAAUAUGUUGAUGAACGACACAACAUUUUUAUUAGACGAGUCGUUAGAAAGUUUAAAACGCAUCCAUGAAGUACAAGAAAUGAUUAAAGACGAGGAUAAUUGGAAAAAAUUAUCUUCUGAGCAGCAACAAUCACGAAUGAGACAAUUAAAUGGUGAUGAAAGACAAUGUAGAUCUUAUUUAACUUUAGCAAGAGAAACUGUUGAUAUGUUUCAUUAUUUAACGAUGGAAAUUAAAGAGCCGUUUUUAAGACCGGAAUUAGUUGAUCGAUUGGCUUCGAUGUUAAACUUUAAUUUACAACAAUUGUGCGGACCGAAAUGUAAAAAUUUUAAGGUUAGAAACCCGGAAAAAUACGGCUGGGAACCGAGAUGGUUGUUGGGACAUAUCGUUGACAUUUAUUUGCAUUUGGAUUGUGAAAAAUUCGCCGAAGCUUUAGCAGGAGAUGAAAGAUCAUUUCGAAGGGAAUUAUUUACUGAUGCAGCUUUAAGAAUGGAAAGAUCUUCGAUUAAAUCAGCUACAGAAGUUGAGCAAUUUAAAUCGUUAGCUGAGAGGGCUUAUUUAAUAUUAUUGGAUAACCGCGUAUCGGAUGAUUGGAUGUCAGAAGCUCCUGAUGAGUUUAAAGAUCCUUUAAUGAUGACGGUUAUGAAUGAUCCCGUUUUAUUACCAAGUGGGUUAAUUAUGGAUCGGCCGGUAAUUAUGAGACAUUUACUGAAUAGUAAUACAGAUCCCUUUAAUCGGCAACCAUUAACAGAGGAUAUGUUAAAACCAGCUAAUGAUUUAAAAGAGAGAAUAAAUGUAUGGAAAUUGGAAAAUCGCCCGCCUUCAUCAAGGAAAAUUGAAUAAUAUCAAAUAAACAGGUAAAAAACAACAAAAAAAAUAAAAUAAAACCAAUCAGUGGAUUUUCUUUUCUUCGCCUCGCCGAAGAAAUCAAAAAACAAACUGCAUUUCCAUUCGAUUAAUCUCUGAGAAUAGUUUUGAUUUUGUACGAUUAUUUUUUAUGAGUUAUAAUUAUAAUUAUUGUUAAUUUAA